Temnothorax curvispinosus is the source of this 2712-nucleotide messenger RNA. RefSeq lists its product as uncharacterized. The record is from RefSeq and is a predicted model, not a curated record. NCBI's taxonomy places the organism in Eukaryota, Metazoa, Arthropoda, Insecta, Hymenoptera, Formicidae. The transcript has a single exon. The coding region runs from base 1 to 2136 and encodes 711 amino acids.
AUGUCACCGAUGACACGUAUAUCGUUUUAUUUAUUGAUGUCGUUGUCAACGUUGUCGUUGUCAACGUUAACAGCGAGGACUACAGUAGACAAAGCGUACAAGAUGAUCGUAAAAAACUAUAUACCGAGAUCGGCGGAAAGUGAAAAUUUGAAAAUGAUUUUGAAUUACGUUCGAGGCAUGCAAAAAUUCUAUCCAUCGACAUUUUCUCUCGUUUCUUCCGACGGCCGAUCCGGCUUCGUAGAUCUUUUAUCGAGAUACGUGGCGAGCGAGUCUAUCGUUAGCUACAAAAUCACGACAAACGACUUCUCACGGAAGUAUACGUGGCAGAGUCGCAUUGAUCUUACAUGGAUCUUGAUCGUCGACGAUGGGAUGAAUAUUUUCAAUUCUUUGGUGCACGAGCAAGGGCAUAUCUGGACGGCUACCAAUCAAUACCUAAUAAUCGUCACCACUCCGACGAGCACGAUUUUGCCGGGGGAGAUUUUUCAGGCAGUUUGGAAGACUUACGGCGUCUAUAGGAUCGUCGUUAUUUCGAUAGAAGAUGACUUUCGAUGUCUGAGCAGGUAUCUGCCGUUCGAGAAGAAUCGGCGAAACGGCGAAUACGGCGUCGUACGUAAGGUCUGUUUGACGGACCGGGAAGAUAACGUCGAGCUGUACGCCAACUUUGAAAACUUGAAUGGAUAUCCUAUACGCGUGGUCGUGUUCCCGUCUCUGAUGAUGGAAGUUGCGUUCGACCAAGAUGCGACGACGACGACGACGACGACGACGACGAGUCCCAAGUUGAGCGGACUGGACGCGAAGGCGAUGCUGCUGCUGGAGCGAGCGAUGGGAGCUCGGUUUCGCGUCAACGUCUUUCGCAUCAAAGUCAACUCCACUUCCACUUCCACUAACGGGGAGGAUUACGCGGAUCCGUUUCAUCGUACUCUUCAAUACAUCGAGACUGGUGAGUCGGAGAUAAUCAUCACCAGUUUCUUCGUUCAGCAGUAUCGAGGAGACAAGUACGAGUAUCGAAGGUACGAGUUUACAGCUAGCAUUUACGAGGACAAGCUGUGCCUGAUCGCGCCGACGGCCGGUUUCGUGCCGAAAUCGCACAUGCCAAUAAUGUCGUUCGCGCCUGAUCUUUGGGUGGCUCUCGCGAUAUACAACCUUCUCGUCUCCGUCCUGUGGUACCUCGUCAAAUACUACAGCGUGUCGUUUCGUCGACGAGAGGCCGUUCUCCUUCCCCUAGCGCGAAGGACGACACCAAAGACACCCUCUUUCGCGGUCAUUUUUUCACGCGGUCAUUCUUUCACGCGAUCAAACUCGAGUUUAGCGCCGCCGCAGCCGCCGCCGCCGCCGCCGCCGAGAAUACCGCCUUACGUUUCGUCGUGCUUCGAUCUCGUCGAAACUUCAUGUUACCCGUUGAAGGAGAAUGAGAGCGGUGGGAGCGCCGGCGGUGGCACGACGACCGCUCAGAGAGCCUUCUUGAUCGGCACGCUUUUCUUCGGGCUCAUCAUCACCGGCCUCUAUCAAAGUUGCCUCAUGUCCAGCUUGAGCGAUCCCUUUCAUUAUCCCGAACUAAAUACUUUGGAGGAUGUCGCUUCCACGAAUCUCACCAUCAUCACUAAGUACUACAACAUGAAGGAGAACACGUUCGCGGGGAAUACCACUCUGGAUAACAAGUUGCGGAGUAAGACCAAGGUGUUUGUCUCGAAAGAGCGUACCUACGACGUCGUGGCCUUUGGUAGGAGGACGAUCGCCAUCAGUCGUUACGCGUCGAUCAAGCUGAACGACAUGUCCAGGUACUACGAUGUGGACGGCAACGAGCUGCUGCACAUAAUCGAGGAAUACCCGACCACUUACUUGUUGGCCUACGUAAUGAGGCUCCACUCGCCAUAUCGGGAGAGAAUCAACGGAUUACUGUUACGGAUGCAGCAGGCGGGUCUAGUUCAUUUGUGGUACGAGCGCAUGGCUUAUCCGUCCUAUGUAGCCGAGCAGAGAAGAAGGGUGGACAAGAGCGAGAGGAAGAUUAAACUCACCAUUGAGCACUACUCUCUCACUUUCAUCGGGCUUGUCGUCGGUUUACUCUCUUGCACAGUCGUGUUUCUCGCGGAACUUUAUUUCGCCAAGAUCAGUCACUCGCCUCAUCAGUCGCCGUAGAUAGUCGCGCGCUGUCUUUCUUCCUCCUAAUAAAUUAUCCUCGCCAACGCCAUUCCUCGCGUUUCCUCAUCCUGCUAUUACUGGUGCACCAAGAUAUACCUACUACAAUAUAUAAACUUAUAUGUCAGUGAUUAUUUAAAUUUAUUCAAGUACAAUUUGAUAUUUAAUUCUCAUCUUAAUUAGAGAAUUUAUAUUUUGUAUGAUUGUCUCGACAUGUACAUACUACGUAUCUGUGUGUGUAUACACACACACGCACGCACACGUUCUCUUUCUUGCGUGACAAGAACGACUCCGCAGACUUGGCCGCGAUGAUUCGAUCAGCACCUGUUUCAUUCGCAGCGUUCUCGAGUUUGAUUAAUCGGGAGCGUAAUACGGAAUACGGGCUUUUUGUCUCCCUCACUAUCGAUCGCGAAAAAAAAGUUCUUUAUUCGCGGUGUAAUUAUUUGAGACAACGACGUCUAACGGCGCUAACGAGUUGACGCUAAAGCAAUAUUCUAGAGAGAAACGGAGUUUAUUUUAAGAAUCUACGAAAAUACGCACAUACGCGCCUGCAUGUCCUUCUCUCUCCCUCCCUCU